AUGGACCAGGAGGCCCAGGAGGCCCAGCUGAUUGUCCAUCUUUCAGAAGCAUUUAAUAAGGACGAGCCUCGGCGGCUGGCCUCGGUGCGGGGAGCGCGGCUGGAGCCGCCCAUCAAGCGCGCCUAUAACAACUCGGCUGUUUGCUUCUAUGAGGACCCGGCGGACAAGAAGCUCAAGCUACACAUCCUGUGGGACGAGCUCAAGUCACAGAAGCUCGCCGACUGCCAGUGGCUGGGAGGGCCCAAUGGCAAGGGCUAUGCUGAGUUGACCAAUGCGUUCGGCGACACAACAUACGGCGACCUGGAGGCGCGGCCCCUACAAUACUACAGCAGCACGGUGGUUCCCUUUCGCCACGUGCUCAGCGCCCAUGCGCAGCUGAGCCUUGACCGGGCACAGCGGGAUGGCAAGAUGGCUGGGAGCUGGACCUUCCAGGACUAUCGCUCCAUAGAUAACGUCCUCACCUGGCUUCAAACUGCAGAGCUGCAGGAGCCGCCCAUCGCAGGCAGCGUGUCGGAGUUGUCGGAGGUCAUGAGCAUGAGCAGACGUGGCAGGAGGCUAGCUGGCAGCGGCAACAUGCAGCCGCCAGCAGCGACUGCUGCGCACAGAGCUGUACGACUAGGCUGUGGCGGCGGCCGUGGGCGGCACGCACUUACUCGACUCACGACGGGGCCAUCCCCAUCCGUGGAAGCUGGGUCGCUGAUGCAAGCAAGCAAGGACACAGCGCAUAUUGCACACGGCGGUAACAGGAAGGGCAAGCGCGAGCAGCGCGUGCCCACCAGCGACUAUCAUGCACUCCAGCGAGUCCCGCCCGCGCUGCAGCCCAACUCUCAAGCGUGUGGAACCGUGUGCGCCCAUAGCCAGCUUAUGGAAACCGGACGCAGCUUCCCAGACGCGUGCGCGCUGAACUGCCAGCUCCCACUCGCGCGCCUGCCGACUAUCACCAACUGCCCGUGUGCACCACUACAGUCCGGUAGCUUCCGAGCUGGGCCGCCGUACAACUACCUGCUCACACUCGCGCAGCUGCCGACUGCCACGCUACCGCCUGUACGGCGUUCCGGCACCAUGCGGGCCAGCUGUGUCGCUAGGCGGACCGUCAGGCGUGGUUCUCAGUGUUGGGCGGUUGGAGGCUCCGGUGCUUGGGCAGUAGCCGUGUUGGGCGGCGGCGCGUCCACUGUGGCGGCUGAGGAGGCUGUCGCGGCUGCCGCCGCUGAAGGGGCCGCUGCUACUGCCUGGGAGGUCAUCGACGAGGUGGCAGCUGACGCAGUUGUAGGGCCCAUCAGGACCGACAUCAAGGUGCAGCGUGGGGCGGCGGCAGCGGCGGGAGCAGCUGUAGCAGCAAUAGCGGCGGUGCAUUCCGGGGCGGCGGCGGCAGCCGAAGCCAGCUGCGGUUCUGGCAGCGCUAGACGGGAAGAUCUCAUUGAUGCGGGUCUGGCGCCUGGCGUGGUGACCAACGGUGUUGCCCUAAUCACGUACCACUCCCAACUCAACCUGAGCCCCAUGGUGUCCAAGGACGUGCUGGAAGUCGCCUGGGAGCAGCUAAAGGCCCAGGCCGCGAGCUGGGAUCCGCCACUGCCAAGCGACCUGCUCUGGCAGUCACCACAGCAGAUCGCCAUGCUUGCGUACUUGUGCCAGGAGUGGAGGGGGCGGUUAGGGACGGCUAUCACAGCUGCGGAGCUGGUCAAGCAAACCCUGAGAGGAAAGCUCAUUCCCGAGGUGCUGGCGGACAUGCGCAUGGUACUGCAAGUGCUGGGCCAGCCUACUUCACAGGUGCUGCUCCUGCGCGAGCUGGUGGACACAAUGGCUGGAGUGGAGCGCGCCAAGCUCCCGCCGGCGUUUGAGGCGCUGCUGGCCAACUUCACCACCGAGCAAAAUGGCAGGCUGUAUCUGGAUAACCCGCUAUUUGCUCAGGUGCUGCAGACCAACGGUGUUGCCCUAAUCACGUACCACUCCCAACUCAACCUGAGCCCCAUGGUGUCCAAGGACGUGCUGGAAGUCGCCUGGGAGCAGCUAAAGGCCCAGGCCGCGAGCUGGGAUCCGCCACUGCCAAGCGACCUGCUCUGGCAGUCACCACAGCAGAUCGCCAUGCUUGCGUACUUGUGCCAGGAGUGGAGGGGGCGGUUAGGGACGGCUAUCACAGCUGCGGAGCUGGUCAAGCAAACCCUGAGAGGAAAGCUCAUUCCCGAGGUGCUGGCGGACAUGCGCAUGGUACUGCAAGUGCUGGGCCAGCCUACUUCACAGGUGCUGCUCCUGCGCGAGCUGGUGGACACAAUGGCUGGAGUGGAGCGCGCCAAGCUCCCGCCGGCGUUUGAGGCGCUGCUGGCCAACUUCACCACCGAGCAAAAUGGCAGGCUGUAUCUGGAUAACCCGCUAUUUGCUCAGGUGCUGCAGGCGGCAACCACGGAGUCUGGAGAGCUGUUGGACUCAAUCACCGCCAUCCCGUCGCUCAGCUCCACGAUGUUCAGGGAGCUGGUUGUGCUCGGCGAGCGCUGCACGGACAAGGACUUCGACAGCUAUGAGGACCUGCACAGCCUCCUGGAAGCCAUGGCAUCUGUGCUGGCGCUUACACCGGACGGGCUGCUGAAGGCGGACUGGUUCAUCCAGGUCCGGGACCACCGCUGCAACAGCCGCGGCAGCAAGACCAAUUUUGAGCGGGACAACAGGGCUCAGACUGACGUCAAGGUUGGGCUUCGCUGGUUCCACAGGUUGCUGCGCAACAUCCCCUGUCACGCCCCCAUCCUGGAUCAUCAGAAGUUCCUGGAUGCCUACCCGCCAGAGAUGGCUGCAUUUCAUAGCAGUGGUCGCAUCAGCAAGGUGCUGACC
Volvox carteri f. nagariensis is the source of this 2820-nucleotide messenger RNA. RefSeq lists its product as uncharacterized. The record is from RefSeq and is a predicted model, not a curated record. The transcript is spliced from 18 exons. The annotation marks the transcript as partial. NCBI's taxonomy places the organism in Eukaryota, Viridiplantae, Chlorophyta, Chlorophyceae, Chlamydomonadales, Volvocaceae.